AAUAAAGAAAACAAACCAGAAGAAAAGCAAAACGAAGAAAAGCAAAGAAUAGCGAGAGCCAUAGGCAGCCGCUAUCUGAAAGUCGAUGCAAUAGCAACUGCUUCCCCGACGACGAUGAUAGAAACCGACCUUCACGAUUUGUCUGACGAUGCCGAUUAUGCAGCCUCACAGCAGCAAGGUUCCGUAAGCAUGAUGCGGACCGAUAGCGGUCGAGGAAGCUCAUCGAGCGAACCUGAAGAAACGGAAGUUGUUUAUUCUAAAGAAAAUGUGACAAUUCAUCCUACGCAGUUCGCAUCUGAAAGGAUUAGUGGAAGAUUGAGGUUGAUCAAGCAAGGAUCGUGUCUGUUCAUUACAUGGAUUCCUUACAAAGGACAAAACUCAAAUGCAAAAUUAUCGGAGAGAGGUAGUUGGCUUUGGAAUUGUAAUCGAAAUCGAAAUUUUGUAUUACUGAUUGUGUACUUCUUAAUUGUAGAUAAGAAUCUUUACACCAUCAGAGCAGUACCGUUCACUGAAGUCAGGUCUAUCCGUCGCCAUACUCCAGCAUUUGGCUGGCAGUACAUUAUUGUGGUAUUGUCGUCAGGACUUGCGUUUCCACCUCUUUAUUUUUACAAUGGAGGAGUUCGGGAGUUUCUUGCUACUGUAAAGCAACAUGUUUUUCUUGUGAGGUCUGAAGAAGAUUCAAAUACGUUCCUUGUGAAUGAUUUUCAGGAUCCUCUUCAGAGAACUUUGUCUUCUUUGGAGCUGCCAAGGACUGGUCCGAUAGCCAGUGGACCAGUUUCAUCCAUUUCACUUGAUGAGUCUCCAUCAAGUGCAGACAAGAGGGCUGGUGAAGAUUUUUAUGAUGAAGGAUCCCGAAUUUCACGGUACAGUGGUAAGCAAAGACCAAAGUUUCAUGAUCCAGCACGUGACCUCCCAAUACAAAUUCUGGAAAAAUUUUCUCUUGUCACCAAAUUUGCACGAGAAACAACUUCACAACUAUUUCGUGAAAAUCAUAACAAUGGAUUUAGUGCUCCAGAGAUGAGAAUCCAAGAUCAAUCUUCUGUUGAUUCCCCUCAGAGACCAUCCAAUGGUUUAGAAAAAGUUCCUAAUGUCAGUCCUGUUGUUGAAGAUCCUAUUCAGUUUGAUAAAAUGACCCUGGUGUGGGGAAAGCCUCGACAACCUCCUCUUGGAUCUGAAGAGUGGGCCACUUUCUUGGAUGCUGAGGGACGAGUUCUGGAUUCAAAAUCCUUGAGAAAGAGAAUCUUUUAUGGGGGUGUAGAGCAUAAUCUACGUAAAGAGGUAUGGGCUUUCUUGUUGGGAUACCACGCUUAUGAUUCCACGUAUGCUGAGAGGGAAUAUCUUCAAUCCAUGAAAAGAUCCGAGUAUUUGACAAUAAAGAACCAGUGGCAGAGUAUUUCCCCGGAGCAGGCAAAAAGAUUUACAAAAUUUAAAGAGAGGAAAGGCCUUAUUGAAAAAGAUGUGGUGAGGACAGACCGAUCACUUUCUUUCUUUGAUGGGGAUGAAAACCCUAAUGUGAAGCUUCUUCACGAUAUUUUAUUGACCUACUCAUUUUAUAAUUUCGAUCUUGGAUACUGUCAGGGUAUGAGUGAUUUUCUUUCACCAAUAUUGUUCGUUCUGGGUGAUGAGUCGGAGUCAUUUUGGUGUUUUGUUGCUCUAAUGGAACGCCUUGGACCAAAUUUUAAUCGUGAUCAGACUGGCAUGCAUUGUCAACUUUUUGCAAUUUCCAAGCUGGUAGAGUUGUUAGAUACCCCAUUGCAUAACUACUUCAGCCAGCAUGAUUGCUUGAAUUAUUUCUUUUGCUUCCGCUGGGUUCUCAUACAGUUCAAAAGAGAAUUUGAAUACGAAAAGGUCAUGCAUCUAUGGGAGGUAUUGUGGACUCAUUAUCUGUCUGAGCACCUGCAUCUGUACAUAUGUGUUGCAAUCUUGAAGCGCUACCGUAACAAGAUAAUGGGGGAGCAAAUGGACUUCGACACACUCUUGAAGUUUAUCAAUGAAUUGAGUGGUCACAUUGACCUUGAUGCCGCCAUCAGGGAUGCAGAGGCUUUAUGUGUAUGUGCUGGAGAGAAUGGUGCUGCUAACAUCCCUCCUGGAACCCCUCCCUCAUUGCCUCUUGAUGAUGGUUCAUAUUACAUUCAACAAGAUGAAGUCCUGUAGAGAUAUUCAUUCCGUUCCUUGUUGCUUAACAAGCCCUGGUAGUCCAAUAUAUUGGAAAACAGAGAAUUGCAUAUCUGUUAAAUAGCUUAAUUUUGUAGGAAAGUGUGGAUUUUAAAAUUUACGGUGGUAUUAAUCUAUCAUAUUAUAUAAAUGUUCCAUGAUAUCUGAUGGGCAGGCUUUCAUAUUA
Molecule: messenger RNA, 2341 nt
Organism: Cucurbita moschata (crookneck pumpkin)
Lineage: Eukaryota; Viridiplantae; Streptophyta; Magnoliopsida; Cucurbitales; Cucurbitaceae
Product: TBC1 domain family member 15
Exons: 14
Coding region: 115-2154 (679 amino acids)
Biological process (GO): activation of GTPase activity
Molecular function (GO): GTPase activator activity
Source: RefSeq, a predicted model, not a curated record